CAAAUUCCUUGUAUACCUUUUGUAAAAUUGCUAUUUUUUUCAUCUAAUUUUAUUACCAAUACUAGUGCAUGCUCAACUAAUUUAUCGACACAUACAAAAAAAGAAAAGAAAUAGUGACAAUGCAAUACCAAAACACUAGGGCAAGACAAACGUCAUCAUCUUCGGAGUCGUUGGAGAGGGUGGCAACGCUGGCAUCAGGAAGCGCGGUGGUGAUAUUUAGCUCGAGUAGUUGUUGCAUGUGCCAUGCAAUGAAGAGGUUGUUUUGUGAGCUCGGUGUGAGCCCGAUGGUGUACGAGUUGGAUCAAGAUCCGAAUGGAAAAGGGAUGGAGACAGCGCUUUCCAAGCUUCUUGGCAACUCAUCUGCCAUACCAGUUGUGUUCAUAGGUGGUGAACUAAUCGGAUCGAUGGAUAGAGUCAUGGCUUCUCAUAUUAAUGGCACUCUUGUUCCACUUCUCAAAGAAGCCGGAGCUCUCUGGCUAUGACACUCUUUUCUUUUUAGUCCAUUAAGAAAUGAAUGAUCUUCUUCUAUCUUUCAAAAUAUUAUAAGUAACUUCCUAUUUUGUCUUUAGAAGCAUGCUCUUUUUAACCAUGAAAAUAUCUUAAUAUGUUUAA
Messenger RNA from Solanum dulcamara, 612 nucleotides. Its product is annotated as glutaredoxin-C1-like. The transcript has a single exon. The coding region runs from base 120 to 482 and encodes 120 amino acids. NCBI's taxonomy places the organism in Eukaryota, Viridiplantae, Streptophyta, Magnoliopsida, Solanales, Solanaceae. The record is from RefSeq and is a predicted model, not a curated record.